AUGAAAUUAAUUAUUUAGAAGUUUUAAUAGUAAUUAAAUGACAAUCUUGUAAAUUUAAAUUUUUUUCACACCUUAUUGACUGAGCCCCACCCACAAUAGUACGUACCAGGUUACUCUUCCUCUGGGCCGACCAUAUUACUAGUGCUGGUUAGGAUGGCUGUUUACGAAGGGACAGUAAAAACCAAACCCAUAUUAAUUACGAGUGUUUUGCACAAGCCAAUGGCUGAUUUUAAUUAUCAUAAAUAUUCGAGUUAAAGUUAGAAGUUACUCAAACUUGCAUUUAUAUCAGUAUGUCAGCAAGGUUGUCAUUCGGUUAAUGAAACUUCAGCGAAACAAGAUUGA
Paramecium tetraurelia is the source of this 342-nucleotide messenger RNA. RefSeq lists its product as uncharacterized. NCBI's taxonomy places the organism in Eukaryota, Ciliophora, Oligohymenophorea, Peniculida, Parameciidae. The record is from RefSeq and is a predicted model, not a curated record. The transcript has a single exon.